Neurospora crassa OR74A is the source of this 1146-nucleotide messenger RNA. RefSeq lists its product as hypothetical. The record is from RefSeq and is a predicted model, not a curated record. The transcript is spliced from 4 exons. Lineage: Eukaryota; Fungi; Ascomycota; Sordariomycetes; Sordariales; Sordariaceae. Bases 1 to 1146 code for a protein of 381 amino acids.
AUGGAGAAAGACGCUGCCUUGCCCGUGGUCAACCACGAAUUUGUUGGUGGCAGAAUCAUGUGGUUGCCCAAAAAGGAGGAAAUAGAAGCUGGUAAUCUACCAGCCCUGGAUGAUAAGUUAUUCGAUCAUCCGGUUUUGAUCAUAUCCGAGCAUCGCGAGGAGCAAACAGAUAUCGUUCGCGUCUUGAUUAUAACCACUUUCGCAAAAGAGGGUUUGAAGACUAGAUUUGGCCGGUCCCUCGCAUGCCGAUUCUACCUGCCGCUCCCUGGCGCGCCUGCCCAUCCCUGUGCGAAAUCGAGGGCAGACAUACCCUCCAAUUUGACGUUCGUCGAGGAGGACGGGAAUGAAAAGGCUCUCUGUGCUUCUUGGAUAAAUGCCAGAGCGUCCUAUUCGGUGCCGUACCAGUGCCUCAUCAACUGGAAAAAUAUGCAGAGGACCCCGACACUUACCAAGGAGUCUCUUAGGGACGUGAUUAACUAUCACACGGAGAGGGUACCUAAAAUUGAGAGGUGGGAGCAGGUAGAGAGAAGCUCAAAGGAGGAGAAGGAGAAGAGGAUAGAUGAAAGAAGGUCGCGAACAUCAUGGCGGACACCUCCGCAACACCCCGUGAGCGAGACUCGCGGGGUUGUCAGCACGACAACUUACCCUCCUGAGAUGUCGAUCUCUCAGAGUGCGGUAAUGUUGGUGCAUACCUCUAAUGACCGAUAUAUUAGAAGUACGCGAUGGAUAGGGCAAGUCCAGAGGAAGGGGAAAGGCGAGUGUCCUCCGGGGUGUCUCUGCUGUGGGUGUUGCGAUUAUUGGAGAGAUAGGAGGAGUGCGUCUAGUGAUCCUCCAAGGUCGAAAUCAAUUUCGGCCUUAAUUCCUACUCCCGAGUCGCACGUUUGCAGAGUGGUGGGGGAGGGACCCAUCAAAAAGACCUAUUAUAACAAGAAUAGGGGGUUCCGAGCCCAACCAUCUCAGGGGAGGCUGUUCACAGAAAACUCUGCGACCAUUUGCCAGAAGCCACUGGUUUCGGCACCUACCGAGGUGCUGGGCAUGGCCAGUUUCGACGUUUUGUCCCAGGACACUGGGGUAUGUGAUGCCCUUGCGUGGAUACAGGAGCGUCAGUCGGUACACGUUUGGCAAUGGUUCCUGCGCCCUCGAUGA